Molecule: messenger RNA, 2628 nt
Organism: Oncorhynchus masou masou (cherry salmon)
Lineage: Eukaryota; Metazoa; Chordata; Actinopteri; Salmoniformes; Salmonidae
Exons: 18
Coding region: 1-2508 (835 amino acids)
Biological process (GO): microtubule-based movement
Cellular component (GO): kinesin complex; nucleus; microtubule
Molecular function (GO): ATP binding; microtubule binding; microtubule motor activity
Source: RefSeq, a predicted model, not a curated record
AUGACAACAAUCAUUGAUUUGACCCAUGAUGGCACAGUACUUGAUACAAUGGAAUCUACAUGCAAUGAUCUCCAUGCAUGUAAUCCCCAUCGAGAUGUGCUCUCAGAACUCUCCUCUAUUGCUUCUACGCAGAGUGAGGUGUUGGACGCUGCAGAACAGCAGCAGCAGAAACACCAGCAUCUGAGGGUCUACUUAAGGGUGAGGCCCUUUUCCAAGGAUGAGAUCUCCAGCAAUGAGGACCAGGGUUGUGUGGUUCUUGAGAAUGCCAGGACCGUAAUGCUGCAUGCGCCCAAAGGCUCUGCUACCAUGAAGAGCAGUGAGAAGGGCGUUGGCCAGGCGAUACACACAUUCUCAUUCUCUCAGAUCUUUGGGCCUGAGACGAAGCAGGCAGAUCUCUUUGAAGGCACCAUCAAAAGCCAAGUUCACGAUUAUCUGGAGGGGAAGAAUGCACUAGUCUUCAGCUAUGGUGUGACCAAUGCAGGCAAGACCCACACAAUUCAAGGAUCCCAGAAAGACCCUGGUAUUCUCCCCCAGGCGUUGGAUGUCAUCUUCAGACACAUCAAAGGGAGACAGUAUGAGAACAUGGAUCUGAAGCCGUACCUCGGUAGUGACGCUCAGUACCUAGGGCCUGACCAGGUCCAACAGGAACGAAACACCAAAGCAGCUAUAUUUGCUCUACUCAAAGAGGAAAAUGAACCCCCACGCGCCAGUGGAGUUUCAUCCCACUCUUCCUCUACUGGAAGCCUCUCUUUCUCCGUCUCCUACGAUAACACAGUUGAGUUUGUGGCUGUGUCGUCUGGGGACCGCAGCCAGUUCGCCCUGUGGGUGUCCUUCUACGAGAUCUACAACGAGAGCGUGUAUGACCUGCUGCAGGCGUCGCCCACCUCCAAGACACAGAGACGCACAGCCCUCCGUGUGUGUGAGGACAGUGCGGGAAACUCGUAUGUCAGAGAUGUAAAGUGGAUCAAUGUUCACAACUCUGAGGAGGCAUGCAAAAUUCUCAGAGUUGGAAAUAAAAACCGAAGUGCUGCUUCCACUAAGAUGAACCAUUCAUCAAGCAGAAGCCACAGCAUAUUUACCAUCAAAUUACUGAGAAUUGAUGGAACUGAGGUUCAGACUAUGUCAGAACUCUCUCUGUGUGACCUGGCUGGCUCGGAAAGAUGCGGAAAAACGAAGACGUUUGGGGAGAGGCUGAAGGAAGCGGGUAACAUCAACAACUCUCUGCUCAUCCUGGGGAAAUGCAUCGCUGCCCUGCGCAGCAAUCAGAGUGACAGGAUGAAGAAUGGCUAUAUUCCCUUCAGGGAGAGCAAACUGACCCGUAUCUUCCAGCCCAUCUUCUGUGGGAAGGGCCGAGCCUCCAUGAUUGUGAACAUCAAUCAGUGUGCUUCCACAUAUGACGAAACUCUCCAUGUCAUGAAGUUUUCUGCCAUCACUAAGCAGGUGGUCCAGCUGAUCCCAACAAAAUGUCUAGAGUCUCUGACCCCGCGGCUGGUGGGGCGCGAUGGGAAGCCUCUACUGAAGAACGGGGUCAUCGAUGACCAGGCUCUAGAGAACUACCUGUCUGAAGAAGAGCUGCUGGAUGAGGAUGAAGCAGACAUGUCCAUUUUACCCCAGGAGGAUCUCAUAAAUGUGAUCGAGAAUCUCAGGGCCAAGCUCCUGGCUGAGCGACGGAAGAACUUGGUCCAGGAGAUUGACAUCCGCAAGGAGAUGGGAGACGCCAUGCUGCAGCAACUCAUGGAGAGCGAAGAACUCAGGAAUCGUCAGGUGGCUGAGCUGAAGGAGAGCUACCAGGAGAAGCUGGAGAACACAUUUGAGAUGUACAAGGAUGCCCUAAAGGACCAUGCCUACCAGAGGGCCCUGGAGCGCGUAGAGGAUGAUUACGUACCCCUUGAGGAGUUCAUCGCUGAGCAGGAGAAAAUAGAGGCACUAGAACAGAAGCUGUCUGAGAUGGAACGCAAGCUGUCUAAGAUGGAGCACAAGCUGUCAGGUUCCACAGUGAGUUCAUCUAUGGUUCCAACCAGAGAGAACUCGAGCCAGACACAGAGCAUCUCACAACCACCACCUGUAGCUAUGCAGGAAGGGUUAACGGACGCAGAGCAACGCAAAGUCCUUUUGAAAGAGAGUGCGAUGGAGAAACUCUGUGAGCAGAAAGAGCUGAUUGUGUCUUUGCAAAAAAGGAUUGCAGUUCUGAAUGAUGCACUACAUGAGGCCGGAGAGCGCUUCUUUGACAAAACGGUAGAAAUAGAAACUUUACAUAAGAAGCUAGCUGACCAGGCACAGGAUCUGGAGAGUAUAGGUAAGGGCAAUCUGGAGAAGGACAAAGAACUGGCAUUGUUAAAAGAAGAGCUGGCCAAGCUAUCCCAGAAGUCCCCUGUCCAGUCCAAGCCCAAGCGGGGUUUCAUGGCCAACAUUAGGGAAUCUGUGACGUCGCCACGAACAAGCACCAUUGCCAGGACUCUGAGGAAAUCUGUCCGGACCACACCCUUGCUGAAAAGGCCCUUCCACUAACUACCGUCCUCCCUCACGUUUUAAAAAUGUUUAGGGCUCUAUUCAAACUCUAUUGCUGAAGUGUUACAGAUUGCGUGAAAUUAAUUUACAAUUGCUUUGACAUGUAGUGUUUAUGGUGAG